Corythoichthys intestinalis (scribbled pipefish) is the source of this 1797-nucleotide messenger RNA. RefSeq lists its product as uncharacterized. The transcript has 2 exons. The coding region runs from base 1 to 687 and encodes 228 amino acids. The record is from RefSeq and is a predicted model, not a curated record. NCBI's taxonomy places the organism in Eukaryota, Metazoa, Chordata, Actinopteri, Syngnathiformes, Syngnathidae.
AUGAGGGCUUCAGCCAGAGAGGUCGCUGUAUUCAUUUUUAUUUUUUCUAUCAGAUGGCUGUGUGAGUCAAUAAACUCCUUCUGGCUGGCAACAAAGCGACCUCCUCCUCGUCAUCAUUUGUCAACACAACACAACGCAGAAGUUUUAUCUAGCCAGGGGUCAGAAAGACACCGGCUACAAUGGUGCCGUGACCCGGAUGCACACCGCUUCAGCGUAAUUCAUCUUCUGGAGCUGUGGAUCAAUGCCAAUUUGCCAAGUGUCCUGGGAUUGCUCUUUUCGUUUGCGGUAGAGGAAUACGGCAAGGACAACUGUGACAAUGAAGAGUGUGGUGAUAGUGACAACGAUUGCAGCGACUGCAGUGGUUGUCAGCAAUUGUGGACUGCUCACAUUGUUGGCCAGGGGCAGCGAACAGUCCAGGUGAAGGUCACAGUGUUUGGUGCCCACCAUACUUUCCACCGUGCAGCGAUAGCUUCCACACUGCCGCUCGGUGAUGUUGAAAUGCAUGGUGGCUCCUGUGAGGUCGACAAUGGCCUGUGUAGGCAUGACCUGAUUUCCACUGGUCUUGGACCAGAUGUAAUGCAAAGGUGGGGUGCCUUGCAGAGAGCUGCAUUUCAGCAUCAUACUGUUGUCUUCUUCGUCCACACUGCACAGAGGCUGACUGGGUGCCUCUAUGACUGUCAGGUCUAAGAUCUUCUUGUCCAGUUCUGGUAACUUCUUCACCAGACAGCGGUACAUCUCCGUGUCUGACGGACGUACAUCUUUGAUGACGAUAGACGCGUCUCCAUUUUGGGGAUCGGCUGAUGUGAAGUGGACCCUCCCCUCCAUUGGUUUGUACAAAUCGGAAUACAAGCGGCCGCCAGUAAACCAAAUGAUGGAUUGCUCCACGAGUGAGUCCACGGUGUGAGUGUACGCACAGGGUAACUGGACACGUGACCCCCUGGCGACGUAGUAGUGGUUCAUUGCCUUCUGGAUUUCCAGAGGGCAUGCUGGACAAAUGUUGAAAAACACUCCCAGGAGGACAGAUGGUCAAAAGAGGUGCCACAUCAUCGCCUUGUAUACACCUGCAAGUAAAAGACAAAAACAUACUGGAAUUAAUCAAAUGUAUUUUAUGUUUUUUUUCUGUCACUAUAAAGCAUAGACAUCAGCAACCAUUUUUUCAUUACAAAUGUAAAAAAACAAUGGAAAACAGAAUAACACUAACAUCAGUUACAUGUAUUUUGCCUCAUUACAAGUUUAAAUGUUUUCAGUCAUGUUUACAUUCUGAUGUCUCUCAAAAAAGGAAAUAGGAUUUCUUACCUGCUUAACUUUAGGAGGGAAGAUGCACACCAACGACAGCAACACUUGUCUGCUUCUUUGGCAUUUGGUGUACUAAUUUAUAACGAAAAAACAACUUAUUUCGGAACGAGAAGAUCAAAGCAUCAAAGAGUUCAAAGGGACCUGUCAUCGUGACGUCACGCUAUUUGUAUUGUAUAAGUGUAGGCAAAAUGAUCUGCAAUACAACUGAUAAUGAUUUAAUUUUUUCCCCCAGUCUCUUUUGUGUUUUUUAAUUGCAAGCAAAAUAAAUGAAGAUAUUACUACCAAAACAUUUGUACCCUAAUUUUUGGACUAUAAGCCGCUACUUUUUUCCCUCAUUUUGAAUCCUGAGGCUUAUAGUCCAGUGGGGCAUAUUUGAUGAUUUAUUUGGGUUAAUAGGUAACACUUUGUUUGACAGCGGCAUCAUAAGACUGUCAUAAGAACGUCAUAAUUAUGAAAUGAAACGACACUAUCAUGGGCAUUACUGAAUUAUUAUGACAGAUG